Molecule: messenger RNA, 2621 nt
Organism: Sebastes umbrosus (honeycomb rockfish)
Lineage: Eukaryota; Metazoa; Chordata; Actinopteri; Perciformes; Sebastidae
Gene: kiz
Product: kizuna centrosomal protein
Exons: 15
Coding region: 1-2406 (801 amino acids)
Biological process (GO): spindle organization
Cellular component (GO): centrosome
Source: RefSeq, a predicted model, not a curated record
AUGGUCGACAGGAAGACAAUAGGAGGGUUAAAAAGAGCAAUAUCAAUAUACUCGCACCACGUGCUCUCUGUGUUUAUCCGCAGGGGUUUCUGGGUAGCGGUGGUCAUGGUAACCACUGUCAACACCGGCCAUCCUCCUCCUCCUCCAGCUCCUCUUCUUCUUCUUCUUCCUGUCGGUUCUGCAGUAGCGCCGAAAAUAACCAGCAUGGCUCGCAGCGAGGAGAAGUAUUAUUAUGAGAAGAUAACAUCGAUACAACAGAGCAUGCAUAAAAGGGAGAAACGGAGGCUGGAGCUGGAGAGGGAACUGUUUGCUUACUCCAGAUCUGAUCAUAGAAUCUCACAGAUAAAGCAUUCCAAACUGCGCAGUUAUCUCAAGGAAAUCUGUGACAGAGAAGCUCGAGCAAAAAUGAGAAACCUUGAGCUUCUGAAAGAUGUGGAGUGCAUAGAAAUUAGCAUGAAGGAAUAUAGUCCUGACCGUGACCCCCUGCAACAACAAAAGGCUGACUUUUUCAAGAAGAUUUCCAGAUUUAAGGAAGCAACGAAAAAUAAUACGGAGAAAGAGCUCGAUGCAACAAAGGUUGAAGUCGUGCAUAGACAGCACCAGAACAGCUCCAACAGCUCUCACCCAGCUACACAACCACCAGCGGUAAUUUUUAUGGGCCGCCAGACCUCCAGAGGGUCUGACGCUGAAGCUGGCACCACAAGUGUACACUCACACCAAGCAUUGCAUCGUUCACCCAAUCGCAGCGUGCACUCCCGCGAACGUCUACCAAGUGGCCUUUUGAAGGACUUCAGAGUUGGCGGAGAGGACGCCGCCGGCAACCGAGCACAUUUAUCAGAUGACAUUUCAGGCUCAAAUGAUUCCCCCGACGGCUGUAAUUUGAGUGACAAACAUGAAAGGACGACGGCGGCGCUCCCGUCGGUUCGUGCCUUAACAGGCGCAGCUGGCAGUGUGCCUUUUGGAAGUGAUGAUGAACAAGAACCUUCACCUCUGGUGACCUUGACGGGGCCUGAGAGGAAUCCGUCUCUCGGCAGCAGUAGACUCAUGAAGGUUGAGAAUUCCUCUGAAGAACACGCUGACUCCCGAGAGGUGGCUCAUCAGCCACCCAUAAUGGAAGAUGGAGAGAGAGGUCUCAGCCAUUUCAUGCCUCAAACCACUUUUGGAGAAGAAGCUCAAGAUAUACCAGAUAGACGUGAGAGCGUCAGCACGCCAAGCUCUGAUGUGUCGGAGAGCAGUAUUAGCGACCUGUCCAUAUCGCUCACACAAUCUGAGCUGGAAGAGGAUCUACCAGAGGGUGUGGCACCUGAGAGGAAGGCCACUUCUGGAGGGAGUGAUGAUCACAAUCAGCACAGUCCCGAAUCAUCCCUCCACUCUGAUGGGUCCAAGGACACACCACGGUUAAACCGUGAAUCCUCAGCUCCAGUGUUGACCUUGGAAAGUCUCUCACAGAAAGGACUCUUUAAUCUGCUAGACGGCAUCGAAGGACGACUCCGCGGCGAAGGGACCAGCGUGUACGGGGACUCUUCGAUUGAUGGAAGACAACUCAACAGAAUUAUCAGCCUUUGUAACGGUGGAGCGGGCUUGAAUGACGAGGACCUUGAAGCAUGUGGAGCAGUCAUCCUUCAUGGGCUUCAGAGGUUGUCAUGGAGCACGGCGAAGGGCUGCCUGCUACCACGGGAUCUAGUGAGGGCUCACCAGUCCAGCACUGAGCCUAAUGAAAUAAGCACCAGCCUCCCUCCCGAUGCCGCUCGGCUGUGGGAUCGCUGGUUCAAGCACGCCCUUCUGCUGAAGGAGCGCCGUGUCCUCAGCACUGAGCGCCUGGUCCAGCUGUUCACGCCACUGCUGCUGGAGCGCCAUGCCACCUACGGCCACCAGGCCAAAGUGCUGCUGAGGACACUCGUGUCCCGGUCCAGUGAGGAGUGCCCCUCAGCGGAGGACGAGAGCGACUUGUCUUCUUCGUGUGGUCCUGCUUCUUUCCUGGCUGACGGUGAUGUGAAGCCUGCCAGACCGGUACAGGAGCAACAGAUCCAAGAACUACAAAGUGCUGAAGAGGACAGCCAGGACGAAAGCCCUGCGGAAAGUGUUCCUAUUAGAGAGACCAAAGCAUAUCAGUUACUUAAACAAUCAGCCAUGCAGGAAAGGCUGCAGAGUUCUGAAGAGGAGGAAGAGGACGACGGCCUCUCAGGAACAAAUCACAGCCAUGAAGAGGACCUGGGGAGGGCCAAACGCUCCUCACAUCAAGACCCUUACCCUCGGAAAGAGAAGACUGACUCAAAGGCUCAUUCUACUCUACAGUCCAAAGCUUUCUGGGGGGAAUCGGAUGACAGCAACUCUGAGAUUGAAGCAGCCUUACGUCCUCAACCUUUCCACACAAACAACGUUGACGUCGAUGACUCCUGUGACUGAUAUUUCCGCGCACAUAUUUUUUUUAAUGCACUACAUUAUAUCGCUGCAAAAUUUUCCGGCAGUUUGGCUCGCAGUAAUUCACCCCCCUGACCGUUAUUUUUUAGUGGUCUGCAUUGUAAAUCACAUGCAUGCUGUAUCGUAAAAACAAAUAAUAAAGUUGACAGCUCUCACGCUGGGUAAAGUACGUGAAGAGUUGUCCAACACUCUGAUGUUAA